Mesorhabditis belari is the source of this 1596-nucleotide messenger RNA. The record is from the annotation of a GenBank genome assembly. Lineage: Eukaryota; Metazoa; Nematoda; Chromadorea; Rhabditida; Rhabditidae.
AUGGAAAAGUCUCGUUGUUUCUUUGUCAAAACGGCGAAUAUGGCUUUUAAAUAUUUUCUUCUUUUAGCGUUUUUCUUCAUUUCAGCUCAUGGAACAUCUGAACAAUUUGCGUGUAAUGCACAAGAUGUGAUCUUCAUCUUUGACACGAAAACCUCGCCUCGAUCACUCGACGAUUGGAGAGCUUUAGCUGGCGACUUCUUGGACAAGUUCAACAUGCGCGCUGAUGGGACGUCGAUUUAUGCUCGCUUUGCCGCUAUUCAAUUCGGAUGGGAUACGGCUCACCCAUCAACCAGCUGGUACACCUCACCAUUUCCUUCACAGGAUAAUGCUUCGAUCGUUUUCCGUUUCGACGACUACUAUGCGCGUAGCGACGUAAAACGAGUGAUUGAUGCCAAUGUGGAUGAAAAUUUGGCUCCGAACACCGCUAUUGGAGGAGCUCUCGUCGACGCGACAAACAUCUUCACGAAUCAACUCCAGAACAAUCGAACCCCCGUGAUCAUUCUUUUCACCAAUGGGCUUGCCGGGGAAACCGAUCAAAGUGAGGCGCUUUCGCAAGCCUCGAUUUUGAGGGGUUUACUUCAAGUCGACAUUUGGGUUGUACUUGCUCAGGAUGUAACGUCUUCGCCCGACUACUUUGGCCUUCAACUCACCGGGAACAAAACUAAUCAACUCUUUAACUCGACGAGUGACGCCUAUAGCACUGAUGGUAUCUUUUCGGCGUUCGGCAAAAAGUACCCGUGUGCGACCCCAACUUCUCCACCGGUGACCGAGGUGUGCCCUUGCACGAUCAACAAAUCGUGGAACGAUGUGAUGAUUUUGGCGGACGGAAGCGAUAAUAUGGGGAACGAUCGUUUCACACAGAUGUGGGGUUUCAUUGUAUCAGCGCUGGGCGAAGCGACUAUCGGACAGCAGAUCGCCUAUCAAACGAGAGUCGGUGUGGUGGUGUACGGGAAUAAUGGUCACGCAAAUUUCCUUCAAAGCUACUGGAAGAAAGAAAAGGAACCGGUGAGAAACAUGCUGAAAACGAUCAAAAAGGAGUGCCGAAAAUUGGACAAAAUCGAGUUCAACAUUUUCUACGUUUCGGUUGGCGUCAAAGAAAAGAACGCAUCGAGUGAAACAAACGGCGAAUUCGGCAAUCUGGAGAUCCCGCUGCUCCAGCUGAGUAAGUCAAAGAAAGUUUUGGAUUUGAGCGACCCGGGAACGAUUUACCCGUCAUUUGAACAUUACCUCAAAAACAACAAGCUGGAGCGGAGCGUUAUCGUUUAUCCCGAAGAAGCCACAUAUGCUCAACAACAGGUGCAAUUGAAGGUGUGCGAGUCGCCGAGUUGCACUCUCACAAGCGAUAUCGCAAACGUCGUCAACCAGGUGUUUAACAUUGUCUCGGUGGCGGCCAUGUUAUGGACACCGGGCUGCUUGCUGGCUGGCCGAGCACUCGCCACGAUGAGCGCUCGCAUUUUCACACAGGGAUCCUUUUGGGCGGUGGCCCUGCUGAGAGCAUCGGUAGCGGUGAAUUCGGCUACGAAAUACGCCCGUGCAAUCACGACCAUCACCUCUCUGUUCGGAGGCGCUUUUGCUGGAAUAAACUCCAACAGCAUC